Molecule: messenger RNA, 723 nt
Organism: Saccharomycodes ludwigii
Lineage: Eukaryota; Fungi; Ascomycota; Saccharomycetes; Saccharomycodales; Saccharomycodaceae
Gene: CPD1
Product: 2',3'-cyclic-nucleotide 3'-phosphodiesterase
Exons: 1
Coding region: 1-723 (240 amino acids)
Biological process (GO): cyclic nucleotide metabolic process
Molecular function (GO): 2',3'-cyclic-nucleotide 3'-phosphodiesterase activity
Source: RefSeq, a predicted model, not a curated record
AUGGCAGUAGCGUUAUGGUAUACCCCUAGAAGAAAUAGUAAGUUAUACCAGCAAUUGAAAACCGUAAUGUUGUCAUUACAAACGUUAUUCCCUGAUGCACCAAAAUUAUUAAUACCACACAUUACUAUAACGUCCAAUUUGGAUGAAAGUAAAGUAAACGAUAUUUUAAACACAAGUUAUAUAGCAUUUAAUUCAAUUAAGGGCAAAUUUAGGUCUGAAGAUGGUACCAAUAUGAACACUACCGAUGAUAAUGCAGGCAUAGAUAGAGAUAAUAUAGAAAGUAUAAAUUUUAUUGAAUUUGAUAAAAUAUCUGUAGGAAGCAAAUAUUUCCAAAAAAUCAGAAUGGAUUGUAUUAAAAAUAAGUACUUGUUUAGUAUAGUGCAGAUCAUCCGAGAAAUGUAUUUAGAAAAGGAGCAAACAAAUGGUGAAAAUAAUAUGGAAACAAAUAGUGAUUGGGUCAUUGAAAACUAUCAACCCCAUUUGUCCUUAGUUUACAGUGAUAUGUAUCCCGUUUCCAAAGCAUUGUUACUAAAUAUAUAUCAAAGAUUGCAAGAUGCAUUAGAUAUUGAGAUUAACAUAAAUACUGGAGAAAUAUUGCAUUCUGGUAGUGACAAUGACUUCAUUUUUGGUUCAUAUGGCUGGAAUUAUCCAGGUAGUUUCAUGGUGGUUAAAUGUGUUGGACCAGUUGAUGGAUGGAAAAUAUUAGGAAGUAUUGAUGUGUAG